Molecule: messenger RNA, 1290 nt
Organism: Penicillium manginii
Lineage: Eukaryota; Fungi; Ascomycota; Eurotiomycetes; Eurotiales; Aspergillaceae
Product: glutathione S-transferase family protein
Exons: 3
Coding region: 1-1290 (429 amino acids)
Biological process (GO): mitochondrion organization
Cellular component (GO): SAM complex
Source: RefSeq, a predicted model, not a curated record
AUGGUGCUGCAAUUACAUGUGUGGGGGCCGGCUUUCGGUUUGCCCUCAAUCGAUGCGCAAUGUCUCGCAGCUAUCGCCUAUUGCUCCUUAGCCCUCCCGAAGGACUCCUGGGAGGUGGUCGCCAGCAGUGAUCCCUCCGUGUCCCCUACUGGUGAGCUCCCGGCCCUCCAAAACGGUGCGGUAUGGGUGAGCCGAUUCCGCAGUAUCGUGGACUACCUCCGGAAACACUCGAACGGAGCCUGGGAUUUGGAUAAACAACUGGAUGAGACAUCCCGUGCUGAUAAUGUCGCCUUCUCCUCCUUCAUCGAAUCCCGCGGCCAGUCCCUUGUCGACCUCUACCUGUACGUCACCAGCCAGAAUUAUUACGGAAAUACCUCGCCUGCAUACGGAAGCCUUCUCCAGUGGCCGAACCAAUGGAUCCUGCCACCAAAGCUGCAUGGUGCCGCCAAAGCCCGUACCGAGCAUCUGGGUCUCUCGUCGCUUGACCUGCAAGCUAUGGAGGACCAACGGCAGCGCGAUCACAGCGCCGCCGUGACCGCUGGAAAGAUCCCAAAGAACCUGAUCCAGCGACCCCGCGAUACCGUGUCGAGCUUCCUGGGCCGCACGGCACAGUCAAAUCACUUCCGCAUCGAGGCGCUGACGGCGGAGUUUUUUGAGCCUCUCGAGGCCAUGCUGGGCCGUAAAGCAUACCUUCUGACCGCCGAAGACGAGGGCACCCCGUCUGGCAUUGACUGCAUCGCGCUCGGGUAUCUGUCGUUGGCGCUCGUACCAGAGAUGAGCUUCCCAUGGCUUCGGGAUGCGAUGCGUGCCAAGGCUCCACUGCUCUCGGCAUACACAGAGCGCUUGCGGCGACGGUGCUUCGGCGAUGCCCCGAUCGACAUCGCCCAUGCAUUUGCGCCCGAGUCAGCGCCCGAGUCGCCGAUUUCUUGGCGGACUCCAGGGCGCAUCUCUGUCGCGGCGGUCGGCACGACCCUUCUCUCUACUCUGGCAGAUUCGACCCCUUUUCUGCGUGAAAUCCGCAAGAACAACGGGCUUAAGAAGGUAGCUCAAUCGGAGGAUUCUGAACUUUCGGCUAGAGAAAAGCACGUUCUAAACAUGCACGCUGAUGCUAGCAAGAAGGACAUGUAUCUCUCCGUCGCCACGGUGGUGGGUGCUGUUGCUCUCACGGUCGGUUAUGUAUUGCAGGUUGGUCUAGUGUCCUUUGGCUCAGAAGAAGAGGAGGAAGAGGACAUGGAAGAGGAAAACGGCGAGGUUGCGUACCCAACGGCGGCUGAUUUCCUCGGAAUCUAA